This is a messenger RNA of Hydractinia symbiolongicarpus, 2654 nucleotides long. Its product is annotated as solute carrier family 41 member 1-like. Gene Ontology annotation, cellular component: plasma membrane. Lineage: Eukaryota; Metazoa; Cnidaria; Hydrozoa; Anthoathecata; Hydractiniidae. Bases 138 to 1814 code for a protein of 558 amino acids. The transcript is spliced from 9 exons. Gene Ontology annotation, biological process: monoatomic cation transport. Gene Ontology annotation, molecular function: monoatomic cation transmembrane transporter activity. The record is from RefSeq and is a predicted model, not a curated record.
GUCCCUGUUGGUAUGCUUUUAUCCACAAGAAGAGAACAAAGAUGGUGCGGUAGCCGUUACUAUCAUGACGAUUUCCACACGUCGCCACUGGUCACACGAAAUUUCAAGUGUUUUAUUUUUAGAUCUGCUUGCUGAACAUGAAUAAUGAUAACAAACAAAAGAAAACGAUUAACUCUAUGAACGAAAGCAACACGGCAUAUAAUCUGCGAAGGAGAAAUGUUGAAAUGGUUCCUAAAAUAGCUGUGUCAACAACAACCAUGCCUGCUGAAAUAAGUUAUCCUAUUUCUUCCUCAACUGACAGUGAAAAUUUUGAGAAAAAUAGGAAGAUCAGCCAUGUCAGAAGAAGAGUAGAUAGCGAAAGUGAAAACCCUGUAAAUAUUUUUCACCCAGAAGAAAAUCCAAAUAAUGUUCUUUGGGAGAAACAACAAAAAAUUAAAGAGAAUGAUGAUAAGAGAAAGAAAGAGGAAAAUUUGGAUAUUGACUCUGAAAAGGAGAAAUUGCUUUUCAGCAAUGAUGAGCACGAAGAUUUGAAUAUUUUGCUUCUAAGUACUUCUGUAAAAGAUGAAAGUAGUUUAGCAAUAGCGCUACAAGUGUUUGUUCCCUUUUUAAUAGCUGGUUUGGGAACUGUUGCUGCUGGGAUUUUGUUGGACAAAGUUCAACAUUGGAAAGUUUAUGUUGAUAUUCCAGAAGUGUUCAUUCUUGUUCCUGCAUUGUUGGGAUUAAAAGGAAAUUUGGAAAUGACUUUAGCCUCCAGAUUAUCUACUGCUCUAAAUGUUGGUUACAUGGAUACUAAAAAAGAACGAAAUAAAAUCAUUAUAGGAAAUAUGGCUCUUACUCAGGCACAAGCACUGAUUGUGGCUGCUUUAACUGCUAUUGCAGCUGCUGUUUUUCGUUGGGUUGCAAACGAUACAUUCAGCAUACAUCAUGUGUUCCUGUUAUGUGCCAGUUCUUUGAUAACUGCGUCCUUGGCGAGUGCUAUUCUAGGAGGAGUUAUGGUGAUUGUGAUCGUUUUGUCAGGAUUGUAUGGUUUAAACCCUGAUAACAUUGCAACACCUAUAGCUGCAAGCUUAGGAGACUUAGUCACACUGGCUCUCCUGUCUGUUUUUAGUGACUUUUUGUAUCAGAAGAUAGGCACUCAUCAUUGGAUAGCUCCUUUAAUAUGUUUUGUGAUCAUAAUGCUUCUUCCGAUUUGGUUGUAUCUAUCUCAUCAUAACAAAUACACACAAAACACACUGUACACUGGUUGGUCUCCUGUUAUUCUUGCCAUGUGUAUUAGCAGUGGUGGUGGCUUAAUCCUCAGUACGAUUGUGCAAAAGUAUAUUGGACUAGCUGUUUUCAGUCCUGUUAUUAACGGUGUCGGUGGUAAUUUAGUGGCAGUGCAAGCAAGUCGUAUAGCAACAGCUUUACAUAAAGAAGUCUCACCUGGUAUUCUACCUGACAGAACUAACUAUGGCUGCAUUACUACUUUCUGCAAAGCAGGAGGACAUUCUCGUACUGCACGUGUUUUGUUAACUAUGUCCAUCCCUGGUCACAUCGUCUUUUUAGCAAUCAUAGCGAAUACCAAGUCUGGUCACACAAGCCCUACUGCCAGAUUUGUUUGCUUUUAUUUAUUAGCAGGAUUCAUUCAGGUUUCCAUCCUCCUCUUCUUAUGCAACUGGUUAGUUCACCUUCUGUGGAAAUGGAAGAAGGAUCCGGACAAUUACUCCAUUCCCUAUCUGACAGCGCUUGGUGAUUUGCUGGGUACAGCAUUAUUGGCAGUUGCUUUUCAUGCGCUGUACUUACUUAGUGAUAGAGAUGUGGAUGUUGGUGAAUAACAUGGUAUGAAUUGGGUUUAGCAGUCUGCAGUUAGUCGUGGAACUGCUGGUGGGUAGUGGGCAAGGCGAGGGAUAAAUGAGGGUUGCCAUACCUCCCCAAAACUCCUAAAUUUGAUAGUCUUCUUAAAACUUCUCAAUUCUCCAUGAGUUUGGACUUUUUUCUUAAAACUCGGAAACUAGAUUGUUUAAGAACUUUUUCCGCAAGUUUCGCAACCUGUUGCAUUUGUUAUUCAAUGGAAUUACUACAUGGGUACAGCGAUAAUCUGUUUUUCACUCGUUCCAAUUAAAAUCCCCUUAAAUGUCCUUAAUUUUUAUUAUGAAAAUUCCGUCAUCUUGUCAAAGAAGGUUAAUAAUUCUCAUCAAAACUGCUUAAAUACGUUCUCAAAUUUUCUUAAUAAGUUUUUAAAUCUUUUUUGCUCGGGAUAAACAUGGAAAGGUAAGAAUGGUAUGAAGAUAAGAGUGGCAACCCUAUAAAAAAACGUCAGACUAUGACGUAUUAUUAAUGGUCUAUUUUUUUCUGCGACGAGUAUAGCUUACGUUUGAGUAUGGAAUUAAUUUUUAGGAAGGAAAUGCUAGAAUGUGUAUAUCCUUUUGUUUAAAAUGUUUUUCGAAGAAUUUUUUUUUUUUUGGCAAAAAGCCUGGUAUAUUUAUGUAACCAAUUUGACAUUUAGCUAGCAUCUCGGAUUUUUAUUAUUAUUAUUCUCGGCUUUAUUUUGAAAGUGUUUUAUGUAUACAUAUUUAAAUUUUGGAAUUUUUUAACUAUCUUUUUUUUUGGAAAAGAAGAAAAAAGGGAAAAUAUUUAAAUUAUGAGAUUGUGAAAAUAUAGAAGAUUUGUAUCCA